CAAGUGAUGUCUCCAUGAUGUGACUAUAAAUUUAAAGUAUUUUAACGGCAAACAUUGCUGAAAUGUUUGUUAAGUAGUUCGGAAUCCACUGCAAUGUAAUUUAGUGCAUUUUUGGUGAUUAGUUAUGGAAGUUGCAAGUGAUGUUUUAAUAAAUCAAAUUCGUCUAAAACAUGAGAAUGCAGCAAACAAUAGUUAUGUAACGGAGAGCCCAGAAGGCUUCCGCUUGCGGUUGCGCGCGCUGAUCGUGGCGCUGCUCGGUGUCUCGAUGUCGGCGUGCGCGCUCAUGACGCAGCCCGUCGAGCUGGAACUGGAGGAUGACGACGUCUUGCAGAAACUCAACAACGUCAGCUUUGCGAGGCGGAUCACUAAGCCAACGAUUCGCCUUGUGUUGGGCUAUGGGACGCUAAGCGCUUUGGUCACCUGCAUAAGCUCGCUGUUGUUACUGGUAGCUGUCAUGUCAAAGCAAUCGUGGUGGCGUCGUGGCGCACGCUGGCUGGCGGCGCCAGCUCUAUUAGUGAUCGCGUUGGAAACCGCGUCAGACGCUGGCGACAACAUGCUGUCGGCGGCUCUGCGGGGCGCGGCCGAGCCGGGCAAACUGGCUGCUCAGGCCCUCGCCGCUAUCAUACUGAUCACCAUUGAGAUACUCGUCUGGUAUUUCAUCGCGAAAUUCUUCGAAUACACCCCUCAGGCUGAUGUAAUCGAACCAGAAAAGGCCCCCGAAUUAAAAGCUAUCCAGCAAUAAGGAGUGUCCGUUUUACUUGUAAAUUGUGUGCCAGUUAUGUUGAAAGGCUAAAUUACAGCAUUGUAAGUAGUAGACAAAAUCCUACGCCAUAAACGUCAAACCGUGUUUAUAGAAACUGCUGACGACACGUAGACUUGCCUAAUGACUUACAGAAAUAGACAAAACGCUUUUAAAAUACAUCACAGACGAAUCAUUUGCUAAAUUUAAAUUGUCAGCCUUCUUGGUGGUACGUUUUGUUGACCAUGCCAAAUUAAUAAGUUUGCUCCUUUUGCAAUAAGAUCUAUUUUAGCACGUACUGGUACCUAUAUCUGUAGGCAACGUCUGUGUUUCUGUUUAAUUUAGGUAUCAGAAAUUAAAGUAAUCAUUUAAAGGGUUUAAUAUUAUUUAUUGAUUUCAAUAAACAAUUAAUAAAGUUACACUUAGUAUUUCUAUAUACUAUUUAUAAGCUUCUUUGCACUUGGAUAUAAAAGGCACUUAUUUAUGCUCUAUAAAUUAAACUACUCAUUAACUAUACUCCAAAACGUAAUUCAAGACCAAAAAAAGUAAGAAAAUGUUGCCACUGCAAUAAUUUGUUUGUAAAAUAGUAAAUUCCUUUUGAUAAAUAGUCACGCUAAGAUAAUUUAUUUAUUAGUAAUUUUACUCCUACUAUUUAAAAAAGUACUUUUAUUUACUUAAUUUUACUUAAAUACAAGACGCGCUAGUAAAAAGUGGCAACAUUUUCUUCCUUUUUUUGGUUUUGAAUUACGUUUUGGAGAUUAGGUAUAUUAUAAUUAUUAUAAAGCUAUCAUAAGUUUUAUUGUGAGUACAGAAAGCAAGGCAUACUUGGACGUAAGUAGGACGUAAAGUAGUGUAAUACAGAUGUAGCGCAUAAUUGUUUUCAUUUCUCAUGCUCUGAAAAAGGGUCGUUGUUGUUCUAAAAGGUGUGCAGGAAAUGAUAUGUUUCUGCACUAGAGCAUUUUAGGUUCCAAGUACGAUUUUAUUAAUUUAAUUACGAUAAGUAAUUGAAAUUUGGGUAUAAAUGGAUUUCUUAUACCAUUUCCAUUCUGAUAUUUGACUCCCCGUUCCAUAAAUAAUGAUACUUUUGCCUGAAUUGUUAAUUGAAAGUACCCUAAAAAAAUACUAUAAAAAUGUAUACUUUGUCAUGUUUAAAAAAAAAUCUUGUGAAAACACAUGCAUUUUACUUUCCUCAUAUUCGAAAUGAAAAGUGAGUGUUUAACUCGGAUGAAAGGCAUCAUUUCAUCCCUUGGUUAACAAUCUACUAUUUCCAUCGUAUUUACUCGGAGACGUUCUUAUUUGUUGUGCUACUUCAGUCAACCUCAGUACUUUUUGGAUCGAAACUGACUGAAAAACAUGACACGUUCGGAGUACGUUUCCGUGAAAAUACGAUGGAAAAUAAUUAUGCACUACAUCUGUAUAUUAAAGCGUGAGUACUUCAUACGUAUGACGAUGUUAUUCACUUCGCUACUUUUUAGUCACUAAACUUAUUAGAUUUUUUUAUAUUAUUUUUUUGGAUAAUUUGGAUUUGGUUGGUUUUGGUUUUUUUUAUUCGUGUUGAAUCUCUUUGAUAACAUACCUAAUAUAUGUAUAUAUACCAUACAAAAAGAGCCGCAUGUACAAUUGUGCAUUAAUAAAAACAAUAAUUAUCAUAACACGUGACAUAUACA
This is a messenger RNA of Cydia splendana, 2406 nucleotides long. RefSeq lists its product as uncharacterized. The transcript is spliced from 5 exons. The coding region runs from base 125 to 742 and encodes 205 amino acids. The record is from RefSeq and is a predicted model, not a curated record. NCBI's taxonomy places the organism in Eukaryota, Metazoa, Arthropoda, Insecta, Lepidoptera, Tortricidae.